GUUGAACGGAAGGACACAUCAGAGAGUGGAAUGCAUCAUGGCGAUGGUGUCGUCCCUGGAUCCAGACCUUGUACGGGAGGUGCUGGAAUGUCCCAUCUGCUUGGAGACGUUUAACCAGGACCAGCUCAGACCCAAACUGCUGCAGUGUGGCCACACGGUCUGUCGACAGUGUCUGGAGAAGCUCUUGGCCACCACUAUCAAUGGUGUACGCUGUCCCUUCUGCAGCAAGGUCUCCCGUAUGAGCAGCAUCUCACAGCUCGCCGACAACCUCACCGUGCUAAAGAUCAUCGACUGUGCCAGCUCUUGUAGCUCUGCUAUGGGUCUCAUGUGCAAGUCCUGUAAGAACCGCCUGCCCCGUCAGUACUGUUGUGACUGUGGGGUGGUGCUGUGUGAUCCAUGUAAGGGGGAGGGUCACCAGCACCAAGGUCACACAGUCCAGACCAUCCGCUUGGCCGCAGAGCAGCGCAGGAAAGAUCUGGGAGCAAAGCUGGCCAGCCUAAGAGAGACCAUGGGAAACAUUCAGAAGAAAAAGUCCGCCAUUGACAAUGUGUCUAAAUCUCUGAGACUCAAGUACAAGGCUGUACAGCAGGAGUAUGCCAGGGCGGAGCUGCAGCUCCAGGAGGAGCUGAGCCGCUCCCGGCGGGCAUUCGCUGCCUCCAUGGCCGAAGUGGAGAAGCUUAACGCCCAGAUCCUCGAGGAGCAGACCUACCUACUGAACAUCGCCGAGGUCCAGGUCGUGUCCCGUUGCGACUACCUGACCAUGCGGAUCAAACAGACUGACACUGCCCUUUUGGAGGGCGGGGGCAGCAAUGACGAGGAAGACCUGGACUUGAAAAGCAGCCUGCCAGUUCUGUUGAAGCUGCAGGAUCCAGAGCUGAUUAAGACCGAGCAUAACAAACCUAUAGACAUAGGGGAACUGACAACCAAACCCGUGUCUGUUAACAUGGAUGAGGAGGACGGGCACGGACUGGCGGCCGCCUCGGCUCCUUUGGACCUGUACCGCGACAUAGACAUGAUAACGGCCGUGGAGGAAGCCGUGUGCGCUUCGCCUGGUAGCUUCAAGUCCAAGUCUGUGGAUGGAGGUGGUCCGUCUCCAGGGGCGACGGGGUCGACGUCAGGGGGACAGAUCUGUCAGUUUGUUAAGAAGAUGGGCUGCAAGGGGAACCUUCCAGGGAUGUUUAACCUGCCUGUGAGCAUUUGUGUCACGCCGCAGGGAGAGGUGCUGGUCGCAGACCGAGGCAACUACCGCAUUCAGAUCUUCAACCGCAAGGGCUUCCAGAAAGAGAUCCGACGCAACCCCAGUAGCAUCGACAACUUCGUGCUCAGCUUUCUCGGGGCGGACCUGCCCAAUCUCAUCCCCCUCUCCAUCGCCAUUACGCCACAGGGCCUCAUCGGAGUCACAGACAACUACGACAACUCCGUCAAGGUUUACACCCCUGAGGGUCACUGCAUUGCCUGCCACAAGAACCAGCUCAUCAAGCCCUGGGGCAUCGCUGCUAUGCCCUCAGGGCAGUUUGUUGUGUCGGACGUAGAAGGAGGGAAGCUCUGGUGCCUGGCUGUCGACCGGAACGUGGGUGUGGUCAACUACAACCGACUGUGUUCGGCCGUCAGGCCCAAGUUUGUGACUUGCGACUCCUCAGGGACCGUGUACUUCACGCAGGGUUUGGGACUCAACAUUGAGAACAGGCACAAUGAGCAUCACCUGGAGGGAGGGUUCUCCAUCGGCUCUGUGGGCAUGGACGGCCAGCUGGGCAAACAGCUCAGCCACUUCUUCUCUGAGACGGAGGACUUCCGCUGCAUCACGGGCAUGUGCGUGGACGCCAACGGGGAUCUUUUGGUGACGGACAGUGGCCGAAAAGAGAUCUUGCAGUUCCCCAAGGAGGGUGGCUUCAACAUUUUGAUUCAGGAGGGUUUGACAUGCCCUGUAGGGGUAGCAGUCACCCAGAAAGGACAGCUAUUGGUCUUGGAUUGCUGGGACCACUGUGUGAAGGUAUACACAUAUUUGCAAAGACGCCGUUCCUCCACCAGUUAGGCUCAGUUCUUUCCCCCCGGAGUGGUGGUGGAUGGUGUUUGUAGCUCUGAAUUUCUGUCUUGUCACUUUAAUCCAAUAACUGUGUUCAAAAAUGCUCUUGCUUCUCAGUGAUUUCUGAACUGUGGCAAAGCUGGGUCAGACUCAGCGACCCGGUUCUGGCUACUAAGCUCUGACCCAUCAGGGACUCUGCCAGGGAGCAAAUUUCGGGAACGUUAAACACGUGUUUACUGUUUUGAUUGCUGCUCUUGGAACACAGCACAACUGAUGGCAAUAAGUAGUGUGUUUGUCAUUGUCUCUGCAUCAGUUGUGUUUUUGAAUCAUGUGCUGUAUAUGCAUCAAGGACUUUCCAUAUAAAAAAAGAAAAACAUAACAGAUUGAACUGCCUACUUAUGAGGAGGUUGUGAACUCUGCAUCGGAGGAGUGGUUUUAGACAGAUUUCAUGAACUUCUGACCUGCUGAAGCUCACACAUAAGUAAAAUGUGAUAUUCAUGCACAUCCCAAGCCCACACAUGUAAUGAUUUUUUUUUUUUUUGGUUCAGUGCUGAAGUUCAUACCAAUGUGUUGGAUAACCAGUAAGCCUCCUCACUUGUGAGUCAUGGCUAGUUUUUCAGUAAAGAGCAGAUAAAACUCCUGCUCACAGACACUACAAGAUAUUCUUAAGUUGCAGUGGACACAUAACA
Molecule: messenger RNA, 2712 nt
Organism: Chanos chanos (milkfish)
Lineage: Eukaryota; Metazoa; Chordata; Actinopteri; Gonorynchiformes; Chanidae
Gene: trim32
Product: tripartite motif containing 32
Exons: 2
Coding region: 38-2032 (664 amino acids)
Molecular function (GO): zinc ion binding; protein binding
Source: RefSeq, a predicted model, not a curated record